GGGGGGAACCCUCAAUCCAAACAGAGCUAAAUCUCUUAGUUUCAGCUGAUGGCAGUUGGUGGAAGGAAGGAGUGAGAAAAACACCUCCACAAUGUUUAUCCUGUUCUUUAAAGCCAAAAGCAAACAAACGCACAUGGAGCAGUGCUGCAAAAAUGUAGGAGGGCCGAGGGAGAACAUAAACAAUAUCCAGCAACAGUGAUGGAUCCUGAACAAAUGUCUAGGGCCACAGGACCGUAGUCUAACAAUGGAUGUCCAGAGCUUCCUCUCAGGACCCACCUCCUUCAGCUCUUCUGGAGCUGCACUGAGAUGCUCCCAAGUGGCCAUCUACUCUCAGCUGGAUAUGGCCGAAUGUCUAACUUAGGAGGUGUCGAGGAGGUCUGGUGCUUGGAGAAACAUGGCCCCUUCUCAUCACUGUUUUGUUUUUCUGCAGGCAAAAUGAACUGCACUCACCCUCUGGUGCCAGAAUAUGGAGGUUUUCGCUGCGAUCCCUCCCCGUGCCAAGGCUUCCCUCACAAGACCACCAUCCGCCUCUUCUGUGAAUCAGGAUACCAGAUGAGGACCCCACUGUCCAGGUGCCGCAACGGGAAGUGGGGUCCUCCCAUAUCUGCCUGCAUCCCCAUGAAAGGCAAUCCUAUCCCCAAACCCGACGACUCAAUGCCCAGCAUGGCCACGACUGCAGUGGGUGUGUCCAUCUUCCUGCUCACCACCACCGCCUGCCUGGUCCUCAAGUCCCGGCUCUACCCCUGUCAAUCACAAAGCCGUCGCUCCUCAGACCAGCUGGACCUGAUGGUGGACGGGCUUCCAGUUUCCCUUCCCUCCUAUGAGGAGGCGGUGUACGGCAGCUGGGGGCAGCGCAUCCCUGCCUGCUCAGCUCCCGGGCCCACGCAGCUCCUCCUGGCUCAGGAGGCUCCGGGCUGUCAGCAGUCUUCCCCGAGCAGCCAGUCAGAUGGCAGCCACUGCCCGCUCCUAUUGGGCCAAAGCCCUGACAACCCUCCACCGCCUUACGAAGAGGUCCAGUCGCCACAUGCCAGAGACAGGAUGAAUGACGGGGACGUCCUGCAGCUCCGCGUUGCACUUUCAGACGAUAAGGACACAUGAUGACGGACGGAGAGACUCAGAAGUAGUUUAUGAUUUUGACAGGUGCAGUGUUCACUCUGCAGAUAACUGCUCAAAAAACAUAAAAACAGGGGCUCACGGCAGACUCCUGUACUGCCCGCACUUUUCCUGGUUGGCUCACCAGCAUCAGGACCUAUCACAUGGUAUUUUAGACGAUAAGCUCUGAUUGGCCAGUUGUUGGGUCAAAAAAGACCCGAAUGAAGAGGACUGAAGUGCAUUUAUAGCUGAAACGUUGAUUGUAUAGUGUGUUUGUAUAAACGUUGAUUGUAUAGCAAAUGUAUGUGACACAGGGAGGGGGUGUGUUGUGCGGUAUCAUCGCUGUCUUGUGAAAUCCUGAGAGUGUGAAAACAGGAAGGCUUUUACCAGACGGUGGUGACAUGAAGGUGUGUGUGUGUGUGUGUGUGUGUGUGUGUGUGUGUGUUUUCAGUGUGUUUCUGGAGACGUCGUCUACCUUUCCCCUCAGUGACGGGGCUCAUUAAGGCUUCGUUUGUGAAGUCAGUGGCGUGUUGUUUCUUUUCACUUCUGCAUUUGUGUCUGAGACUUUUGCACAGUGUUUCUAUUAAAGUCCAAACGGGCCGAGACGCACGGGCUGCUGAUUUAAAAUCACACACACUCGGGUCGUGGAUGGUGAUUUUGUUUUGUUUUUUUU
Haplochromis burtoni (Burton's mouthbrooder) is the source of this 1765-nucleotide messenger RNA. RefSeq lists its product as uncharacterized. The record is from RefSeq and is a predicted model, not a curated record. Bases 307 to 1098 code for a protein of 263 amino acids. The transcript has 3 exons. Lineage: Eukaryota; Metazoa; Chordata; Actinopteri; Cichliformes; Cichlidae.